AUGCCGAGCAGCGGUGAGACGAAUAACACUGCCGAGUACACGGCACUGCUGCUCGGCGUGCAGAGCGCUUCUCAUCACGGCGCAACAUCCUUGGCGAUCGAGGGAGACAGCCACCUGGUAGUGGCGCAGGUACGAGGUGCCUUCGCGUGCAGAAACCAACGCCUACGGCAGCUGCGCAACCGCGUGCGCCACGCGCUUCGCUCAGUGACCAAAUUCACGCUACAGCAUGUCGACCGGAAGGCUAACGCUCAUGCCGACCGCCUAGCAAACCGAGCACUCGACAUGAAGCGCACGCUGGUGGAGUGCGGCCGGCACCACGGUAGCAUGGACCUCUGCUGGCACCCAUCGACCACAGCGCCGACCCAGAACGAAAUGGCGGCACCGCUACUUCGUUUUCCAGCGGCAGCAUCCGGCCACCAUAGCGAAGUCAGCCUCCUCCACGAUGACGAGGAGGCUGAUAUUGCGGCUCGUGACAACGGUGAAGUGUUCCCCACCCUGCCUAUCGGACCAGGAUCAGCUCCAGCCCGGCAACCCCGGCUACGGCUACGGCUUCGGACAGAGGAUGACCAUGAGACCGCAGCGGUGGCCUUGCAGGCCAUGGCAGAGGAGCUCGCGUGCAAGAUUGUCGAUGCCGACAGCUGGACCUCGGGAGAUGGCUAUAUCAGCGCUAUCCCUGGCCGCAUUAGGGAGGUGCUGCGGCCAUACACAACAGACCCUCCCCAGCAUCAAUCAUCACUGCAGCAACAGAGACAGCGCCCACCUCGCGUAACGCGGAACCAGCGCGAGCACCGACUCGACGAGGCCAUCGACGAUCUGGAGGUAACCCAGCGUGAGCGCCCGGACGACCGAACCUCCAUCCACCGAGCGCGGCGACGCGUUGGCCGAAUCCGCGGCUCCAUGCGGCUGCAGCAACUGCGCCAACGCUUUGGCCGAGAAGAACGCAAGUGCGUUGAGGAGAUUUUGCGCACAGCAUCUCCAGAGACAGCAGCAGAGGAGCACCCGGAUACGUGUCCCAUUGACGCGACCACACUGCACGAGCACUUCACGGCGGUCAACACGCCUCGCAUCAACUUCCUCCCGGACGAAGCCUGCGGUGAAGACUUCCGUCGAGCGAUGGCCGACAUCGGACAACCGACGGCGGAGCGCAACGCGCUCACGGACGAGUUGACGAUGGACGAAGUGGAAGACCAGCUCGCACAAGCGGCCGCGAACUCCAGCCCGGGUCAUGACGGCGUGGGCUACGACGUCUACAGGAAGUUCGCGGCGCAGUUGGUUCCGCUCCUCCACGCAGCAUUCCAGUUCUGUUGGAGCCACCGUCGGGUGCCUGCCCUGUGGAAGGUGGGUUUCGUUCGACUCAUACACAAGAAAGGCAACCCCAAGGACCCAUCCAACUGGCGGCCGAUCUGCCUCCAGACUGCAAUCUACAAACUCUACAGCGGUCUACUGGCACGUCGGCUAUCAGCUUACCUGGAGGGGAAUGCGCUGCUGCCAAUGGCGCAGAAGGGCUUCCGUGCGUAUAACGGUUGCCAUGAGCAUAACUUCGUGGCAACCACGCUCCUGGACCAGACCCGCCGCAUGCACCGCAAGCUGUACCAGGUCUGGUACGACCUGCGGAACGCAUUUGGGUCCGUCCACCAAGACAUGCUGUGGUAUGUGCUGCGGCUUCUCGGCGUGGAACACGAUUUCGUUGCUCGCUGCCACGACAUCUAUGACGACUCCUACUUCGUCGUCGGGAACGCCGUCGAUGGAGCGACGGAACCAGUGCGGCAGGAGGUGGGUGUGUACCAGGGCUGCCCACUGAGCCCCCUCCUGUUCAUCGCAGCACUGGUGCCGCUGCUACGAGCGCUCGAGAAACUCGACGGAGUCGGCGUUGCGCUGGCGGACGGUGUACGACCCUGCGCCACCGCCUACGCAGACGACCUGAAGGUCUUCAGUGACAGCGCAGCGGGGAUCAAGCGCUGUCACGCGGUCGUGGAGACAUUCCUCGAGUGGACGGGACUUCAGGCGAACCCCGGCAAGUGCGCUCUUCUGGCGGUGACCCGCAACGCGCGCGGCAACCCACCCACGACCAGGACCUCCACCUCCAGCUCCACGGCGAAGACGUCGCCAGCGUGA
This is a messenger RNA of Phytophthora megakarya, 2115 nucleotides long. NCBI's taxonomy places the organism in Eukaryota, Oomycota, Peronosporomycetes, Peronosporales, Peronosporaceae. The record is from the annotation of a GenBank genome assembly.